AUGCUUGCUACACUGACCGCUGCAAAGUACCUCACUCUUUCAUUCGCGGUUUUCUACACUUUUGCUGUCCUUUUCGGUGCGCCGUUCUUUUCAGAUAUCAUUGCGACUACUGUACUUGCUGCUACUCUCACUCUCGUUACGGCAUUACCAGCAGUUCUCAUCUUCGAUUCAGAGGAAAGAUUUCUCGAAGUUUUGCUUCUUGCGUUUUCUGCUGAUUAUACCAAAACUACAAAAGAGUCCAUUUAUAUUCUCACCUCCAUUUUUGCCAUUUUCGGCGCUUGGGCAGCUGCUGCUGUCCAUCCUUUGGACUGGGAUCGCUGGUGGCAGCGUUAUCCAUUGCCAUCUCUUGCCGGGACCAUCGUUGGUGACUCGAUUGGUGGUCGUUUCGGACAUUAUACAUUUGAUGAUGCUCCCAAAUUGCUCGGAAUUCUUCUCGCCGAGUUUGACAAUCGAGAAGGUCCUAUUAUCAGACACUCUGUUCCAAAAGGAAACGAUAAAGUUGAAGCAACAUUUGCCUUUACCAAAAGUCUCAUCAUCCCUAAACCUUCCAUGUUCCGUCAUUCCUUCUCCCUUACUGUCAAUUCUCUUGGAUGUAAAGUUCUCAUGUUUCCUGUUGGAAUAGAUCACAAGAGUUACGAACGUGGUCGCUUCACUUUUGACAUGUCUUUCAUCGUUGACAUGACGUCUUCUGCAGAAACAAUGUAUGAACCGAUUGUUCAAAAGUGUGCGGAAUAUCUCAUUGAGUUGGAGAUGGAGUACAACUUUUUAACGAAUCCCAAGUAUAAAACACAUGUGUUAGAAGUUAUGGAAAAAAUGUUUGUGGAUCUUUCUACCAGAGGUAAUAACAUCUUUUCGUUUUUAAAAAUUAAGGAAUCCGAUAAAACCUUUUCAGGAGAAAGUGUGAUUGAAGUUACACUCGAAGAUGAUAAAAUAGUUUCACUGUACUUCAAACUAUGCCCAUUGUAUCGUGGAUGUGAACCUCCAGAGAUCGAUUACCACAUGGUGCCAAUGUUCAUAAGAGAAGUAGAACUCACCGAUCGACUUGUUGAAAAAAUGGACGUUCUCUCUCAAAAAAUCAUUCCUCAAAUCGACGGAAUCAACACAGUCCGAGAAAUCGCCAUUAACUUGGAAUUGGACCCUUCGCUUGUCGCCAGAUGUGUUCGGAAUCUUCAUUUCUACGAAUGUGUCAGUCUGGUUCCAAUGUUUCUCUACUACAAUACAUAUGUGGCUACUGAACGAGUCCACGACUUUUACAAGAAUCGAAAUGAGAUCAACGAAUGUCUUGAAUUCGUUAAAAUUCAGAAUGCAAUUGCUGAGGAUGGAUCGGAGAUUCCUAUGCCGACACCAGAGUUUUCUGAUGUAUUCCGACUGUAUUUGAGCAUGAAAGUUGCUCAAAAUGAGACUGCUGAUGGUGUUCCAGAAGACUAUCUUUCUUCCAUUCAAUGUGGAAAAAAUAUCGGAGAUUGGACAGAAGAGGAGAAUCCAAGAGCCAAAGGAAUUGAUGAACAUCGGCUUGUUCAAUUUGGCAUGCACCAUCAAUUCCUCCGAAAACUUUCUGUGUAUCCGAUCUUUUGGGGACCGUUGAAAAAUGGAGAGGGACUGGGAAGGAUGAUGAGAGAUUUCAAAAAAAGAAAAGAACGCGGUAACAAUGAUAAAAAGGAUGAGGGUGGGGGGGACGCGGGCAAUGGGCGCGUUCCAUCCACCGUUUGGAGCGUCUGGAACGGGAGGAACAUCACCUCCGAAUUGGUUGGGGGCACCUUCAACAUUUCCGGCUUCAUCGUCAGAACUGAAAAAAAACACACAUGUGAAAUUUGUUCAGAUGUUCCAGAUGCGAUGUUUGUAAGCGCCCAAGCAGCUUCGAAUUGCAAGUUAGGACUGAAAAAUAUGAAUAGAAUCAUCCCAAGCAAAGAUAUACUUACUCUGUGCUCGACAGACACUGAACGAGGACUGGCAAAAUCCCACUUCCUAUCAAAUCAUCAAUUGGUGGAUUUCUGUCAGUCGAAAGCAUUUUGCGAGCUUGUUGCACAGCGGUCAAUUGCUCAGCAGGAUCCGUUGAUUGAGCGGCAGCAACAGUCAGCCGAAGCAAGUUGGCAUCAAAAGACUAUUAUUAUAGUUUAUAGUCAAAAAUAUACAUUUUUAUCAGUUAAUCGAAAAAUUAGCAAGUUUUCGUUGAAAAAUGCACAAAAAAUAGAAAAAUUUGUCGAUAAUGGCACAAAAAUACGAAGCGAGGCGUCGCGGUUGAACCGCGCCGCCUGCAAGAGGGCAGAUUGA
Molecule: messenger RNA, 2271 nt
Organism: Caenorhabditis briggsae
Lineage: Eukaryota; Metazoa; Nematoda; Chromadorea; Rhabditida; Rhabditidae
Exons: 10
Coding region: 1-2271 (756 amino acids)
Biological process (GO): negative regulation of TORC1 signaling; cellular response to amino acid starvation; positive regulation of autophagy
Cellular component (GO): endoplasmic reticulum membrane; GATOR1 complex; vacuolar membrane
Molecular function (GO): GTPase activator activity
Source: RefSeq, a predicted model, not a curated record